CCGGCAAUUUCGCGUAAAGUGAAAGCCUGCGCAGCAUGUCGAAAACAGAAGAUCAGAUGCAUCAUGGAUGAGAACGCCGGACCGCCAUGCAAGCGUUGCGCUGAACGGAACUUAUCCUGCGUUCUGAACAAAAGUCUGCAGACGUUGAUCGACGAGCGGUCACAAUGGAAGCACGAAGUCGUUGGUGACCUUGGCCUGAUGCAUUCGUCCUUGCAACAAGUCCUCAGCAAGCUAUCACUCCCUGCAUUGCCACCUCUCAAAGCCAGUACUGCCGAUGACUUGGACUCGAUUCAACAGUACGAUGCUGCGGGUCGAGAAGAAGAGGUUCCCUCAUGCGACAACUCACCCAGGUUGUCUCCAAAAGGGGACGCUUUGCCACAUGCACCCAUUGAGUCUCUCUACCAGCUCACUCGUCUCCGAGCACUUCGAUCAGAUGAUCCAACCGAAGAGCGCAAGCCCACAGCAGACUUUGCAGCGAAUCAUCCUGUCAAUGACUUCAUCUCUCGAGGCAUUGUGAACAUCGAGGACGCCGAGCGUCUCUUCAGCUUCUUCCUAAACCGCAUCGAUCACUUUAUGUACAGGAUUGGGAGCCACAAAUAUCGAGAUCUGGACAGUCUACGCCGUGGCUCCACCGUCCUUACUGUCACCAUCUGCACUGUUGCAGCGCUGCACGAUCCGCAAAGCAAUCAUCUCUACAAAUCCUGCAGUCGAGAGUUUCGCCGCUUGAUGUCAGCAUCUAUGUUUGACCGCCGAAUUGAUCGUGAUCGUAUGCGGGCCCUAUGUGUGGCAUCAUAUUGGCUCCACGAUCUCUCUUGGACGAUUAGUGGAUACGCCAUUCGACGAGCCAUGGAGAUCAACUUGAGCAGCAGCUACCAACGUGUGCUUGCAACUGGCGACGAGGAUUCUAUGGAGUGCAUCCGAUUGUGGUAUGUCCUUUACAUCUGUGACCGACAUUUGUCGAUCCUCUACGGUCGGCCAUCGAUCGUUAAAGAUGACAUCUCCAUCUCAGGUUGGGAAGCGCUCAUGCGGACCUCAGCAUUCACUGAGGCUGAUAAACGACUGGUGAGCCAGAUGGCCCUAUUGAUCAUUAUGGGCAACGCAAGGGAGCUCUUUGGGCCCGACACCGGAGAACCGAUACCCAAAGCUUUUGCACCACAGUUAACGAGUUUUAGCCGCCAAAUAGAUCAUUGGAUGGGCUUUUGGUCUACCGAACUUCUGAAAAUUCAUCAAUUCAUUGGCGGCUUCCCAACAAAGGGCGUAAUUAUACAUCACCACCUUGCAAAACUCCAUCUCCACUCCCAUGUCUUUCGAGGCCUCCGGGGUGCUCCUGUACCGCCACACUUUCGGGAGAGCGCAGUCGCUGCUGUGACGGCUGCCACAGACACAAUCGAAAUGGUACUGACCGACUACGACAUUCAAGAAGGGCUCGUCGGCAUACCGCACUACAUUCACUCUAUGGUUGCGUUUGCGUGCGCUUUCCUGUUGAACAUCGCUUCGCAAUACAGCGGACAGUAUAUUGCUGACACUGCAGUCUUUCACUUGACGACGAAAGCUGUGCAGCAAUUCCGAUUGACUCCUGUUGGCAAGUGGCAUCUGGUCCAUCUGAUGGCUGAAGGUUUGGAGAAGAUGAUCGCUAAAAAGGGCGGUAGCCCAGCUGUAAGGAUGCUUCCCAGUCUUCCGAAUGAAGCGAGCCAAUCUGGCGCGCCUAAUGGAUCAGAGCUGAAUACUCCGCUGACCGGAGGCUCUUACGGCGACAACUUCUUCAGCGGUUUCGAUUAUGCAUACAACUUGGGGACCUCCUCGUUCCUGAACU
Molecule: messenger RNA, 1813 nt
Organism: Macroventuria anomochaeta
Lineage: Eukaryota; Fungi; Ascomycota; Dothideomycetes; Pleosporales; Didymellaceae
Exons: 4
Biological process (GO): DNA-templated transcription
Molecular function (GO): zinc ion binding; DNA binding
Source: RefSeq, a predicted model, not a curated record